This is a messenger RNA of Trypanosoma grayi, 1119 nucleotides long. RefSeq lists its product as hypothetical. The transcript has a single exon. The record is from RefSeq and is a predicted model, not a curated record. NCBI's taxonomy places the organism in Eukaryota, Euglenozoa, Kinetoplastea, Trypanosomatida, Trypanosomatidae. The coding region runs from base 1 to 1119 and encodes 372 amino acids.
AUGAGGGACCCGAAGAUCCGCAGCGCGUGCCGCAUUGUGCCCCCCGGCGUGGCGGUGCGUGUGCUUCCCGGUGACUUGGCGACAGCGUCGGUGCCGUGCAGCUGCAGCCUCGACACCGCGGCUCUCUUCCCUGAUGGGCCGCCGUCGCCACCGCUGCCACUCUCCCAUUGUGAGCUGCACGAGCUCCUUCUCGCACUGCCACGCCGUCUGCAGAACUCGCCGUGGCGUGUGUGCUACGAUACGGAGCAGGAUGGAUUCUCCUUGCACAACUUCUACCGUGUCAUGAAGAAGGUGCAUGAGGACUGCGAGAGCGGCAUCGGCGUGUUUGUCGUAAACGAGGGCGUCUCCGCCUCACUGCCCUCGACGCCUGUGAUGAUGUCUCAAGUGACACCCACACGUGGGGGCGGCACAGCUGCAGUUCCUGCUACGCGCGACAUUGUGCUUGGCUGCUUCACGCCCGAGGUGCCGUGCUUAGAACACUCGCAGCACGCCUUCUUUGGAACCCCUGAUACGUUCGUCUUCACGUACGCCGACAUGAAUAACUACGCUGGGAAUAAAAGGGACAACCCCAUCGGUGGCGGAAAGCGUGUGGGGAUGCAACGCUCGGGCAACAGCAACAUGUCGCCGUGUGCGUCGCCGCUGCUGACGCCGGAGCGCGUUGCACCGCCGCCGCCGCCCCCCGUGCUCUCAACGUACCCGUGGGCGAUGGAAGAGGCGAACAGGGAGUUCAUGAUUUGCGCCAACAACUUCUUCGGGGUAGGCGGCGGCCGCGAUGGGGCAGCGAUAUUCGUCGACGAGAACCUCCUGCACGGCAGCAGCAGCGUGCACUGCGUCACGUUCGCAUCACCGUCGCUGACGGGGCGGGCCCGUGCCACGCUGCGGCACUCGGAGUUCACAAUCCUUCGCAUGGUUUGGUUUCGCCUGAAGGAGCGCAGGUGCGUCUUCACGUGCAUGAACCUCCCCACCCGCGAGCCGUGCGACUGUGGCAAGUUUCUAGACUGUGGCUGCGGUCGCGGGAAUCGUGUGGCGCGCCUACGCAGCGGCGGCGCACACGGCGUCAACAGGAACGGCUGGCACGUCUGCAGUGACGACGAGCAGCCAAUCUUCUACACAGAGUAG